UGCAGCCUCCAUCCAACAUGCUCCCGUCUGGCCCACAGGUUUCACUCACCUUCACCAGCUCUGCUUCUUCUUCUUCCUCCUCUUCUCUUGGGUCGGAUCACUCUUUGGCUCAGGAGUGGAGGUGAAGCCCUCGGGGAGUAAUGGGAUUAUUUUUCUGUGCGGAGUCGCUCCUGGAGGAAACGGUGAUCAGCUUCACGAGUGAGACGAGGCAGGACGGGUUCAGACUCCGCAGGUCAUCAUGAUGGGUGAAACAUUGCCUACAGCGAGGAAUACAAAUAACUGGAAGGCUCUUUAAGAAGGCGACUGGAGACUUGCGAGAUUGGCAGAACCUAUUAAGAAGCAGUCUGUAAAAGCAUAUCCAGACACAGCUACAUCCAAGAAUGAGGAUCAAAUACACAAUAUCCAUUGUCUUUUUUGUGGCACUUGUUAUCAUUGAGAAGGAAAACAACAUUAUCUCAAGGGUUUCAGAUAAGCUCACGUUAAAGCAGACCCCCCAGACCCCUCUACAGCCAAGUAGCUUCUCCCACAUACUGCUGAAGCACAAUGGUUCCGUUACCUCACUCAAGAUGGACUCUGCCUUCACGCUGAUGAAGCGGCGCCUGGAGAACUACAGCGAGCACCAGGAGGUGGUGACAAGGGGAAGUAAACACAUCCUCCUGCUGGCCACCACCAGGACCGGUUCCUCGUUUGUGGGCGAGUUUUUCAACCAGCAGGGUGACAACAUGUUUUACUUGUUUGAGCCGCUGUGGCACGUAGAGAAGAUGUUGACACUGGACACUGGAGGCACCAACGCCACAGCGUCGGCCAAGGCGUACCGUGAUGUACUCCAGCAACUCUUACUGUGUGACUUCUCCCUGCUGGAGAGCUUUAUCGACCCCCUCCCUGUGAACCAUAUCACCACUGCUCUUUUCCGCAGGGAGUCCAGCAGCUCUUUGUGUGAGGAGUCAGUCUGCAGCCCCUUCGUCAAAGGGGUCUUUGAGCGAUAUCACUGCAGGACCAGGCGCUGUGGGCCCUUGAACCUGACCAUGGCGUCUCUAUCCUGCAUCCAGAAGGAGCACAGGGCCAUCAAGUCAGUGAGGGUACGCCAGCUGGAGACCCUCCGUCCUCUGGCUGAGGACCCACGUCUUGACGUGAAGUUCAUUCAGCUGGUUCGGGAUCCUCGGGCUGUCCUGGCCUCACGCAUGGUGGCCUUUGCAGCCAAAUACAAGAACUGGAAGGAGUGGGCCGCAGGUGGGGACGUACCCAUCGAUGAUGACGAGGUGAGGAAGUUGAAAGGGAACUGUGACAACAUCAGGAUGUCUGCAGAGAUUGGCCUCAGGCGGCCACAGUGGCUGCAUGGACGCUACAUGCUAGUGCGUUAUGAGGACAUUGCCCGGUUUCCUAUGAGGAAGGCAGCUGAGAUGUACAGAUUUGCUGGAAUCCCGUUCACUCCACAAGUUAAAUCCUGGAUCCUGAAGAACACCCAGGCCUCCAAGGAUAAAAGCGGUGUUUACUCCACGCAGAAAAACUCAUCAGAACAAGUAGAGAAAUGGAGGUUUAGCUUACCCUUCAAAAUAGCCCAGGUUGUACAGAAAGUGUGUGGGCCAACACUGAAACUUUUUGGGUACAAAUUUGUAAGUAGUGAAGAUAUGUUGACAGAGAAGUCUGUUAGUUUGAUCGAAGAUAAAGUUUUCACCGUUUUAUAGACUAAUGGACAUGAACUUUGAACUCUGAUGCAGGAAACCAACAGUUUCUGAAAACUCUGGAAUGACUGAUAUUUAUUAGGGUCUUUCAUGCUGGUGCAGAGAGUUAUAUUUUUUUCUGAUAAUGUACUAUUUAAAGAUUUUUACUAUUUAAAAUAGUUUGAUGAAGACAAUGUAUUAUUGAGCGGAAAAUACAUGGCUUUAAAUUUUUAAAAGCAAGGAUAUUGAAAAUGUAUAUAUGGGUAAAACAGGAAGCACAAGUAUCUUAGUUUUUGCACUCUGGACAAUUUUCUCCAUCUAACGCAAACUGUGUCAUUGGCUUGUCCUGCAAGCCUAUCCAAAUUGUGGUUUGGUUUUGCAAUAAGGGUUUGAAUCCUAAGGGAUGUAGCUGAGGGCAUGUUAGCAAUAUAUAAGCUGUUUCAAAGACUUCCAGGUUCCUCAUUAGUUAUUAGUUUUUGUGCAGCAACUCCUGAGUUAGUUACACAAGCUGCUUUUACACCAAAGAAACUUGAAAUGAGUUGUAAUGACAGAAAGAGGAAAUACCAAUUCAAUGCAUGAGAUGUAAUGAAGUAACGUACCGUGCUCAGUUUAUUUAUUUAGAAUAUGUGCUAAAAUGUCAUGACUCCAGGUCUGAAUGUGUUCCACAGCCCUACUAUUCUUGCACAUGUAUGUAGCAGUUUGCAUGUAUGUAAUUAGCCAAAAAUAUCAUCCCUUGGAGUGUAAGGACCCUUUCUGUAAAACAGAUGUUUACAUUGCUACUGUAUGCAAACAUUCCAACUGCAGCUGGUUUGCAGGAUUGUGUGAGGUUUGUCAGCAGGUCCGUCUGUUGACUCAAGUCUCUUGGCUGGUGAUAAAAAGGGGGGCCCCCAAUACUUGGGCCUGCCAGACUGUUAGAUGAUGAUGUUCUAGUCUGUUGUUUUUUGGCAAUUUGUUUGUUACAAUAAAACAUC
Molecule: messenger RNA, 2632 nt
Organism: Paralichthys olivaceus (Japanese flounder)
Lineage: Eukaryota; Metazoa; Chordata; Actinopteri; Pleuronectiformes; Paralichthyidae
Gene: chst3b
Product: carbohydrate (chondroitin 6) sulfotransferase 3b
Biological process (GO): N-acetylglucosamine metabolic process; carbohydrate metabolic process
Cellular component (GO): trans-Golgi network; Golgi membrane
Molecular function (GO): N-acetylglucosamine 6-O-sulfotransferase activity; chondroitin 6-sulfotransferase activity
Source: RefSeq, a predicted model, not a curated record